This is a messenger RNA of Terrapene triunguis (Three-toed box turtle), 1284 nucleotides long. It is a transcript of the gene KCNK4, whose product is annotated as potassium two pore domain channel subfamily K member 4. The transcript is spliced from 6 exons. Gene Ontology annotation, molecular function: potassium ion leak channel activity. The record is from RefSeq and is a predicted model, not a curated record. Lineage: Eukaryota; Metazoa; Chordata; Testudines; Emydidae. Gene Ontology annotation, biological process: potassium ion transmembrane transport; stabilization of membrane potential. Gene Ontology annotation, cellular component: membrane. Bases 16 to 1284 code for a protein of 422 amino acids.
GGGCAGGGCAGCGUGAUGCGACGGGCUACGGUGCUGGCCCUGCUGACCGUGGUGCUGGUCUACCUGGUGAGCGGCGCCUUCGUGUUCCGCCUCCUGGAGCAGCCGCAUGAGAGCCGCCAGCAGGAGGCACUGCAGGUCGCCCGUGAGCAGUUCCUGCAGAGAUACCGCUGCGUGCCCAGCCAGGAGCUGGACACACUCAUCCUGCAUGUCAGAGACACCAUGGGUGCCGGUGCUGACCCCACAGCCAACAGCACCAAUGGCACCAGCACCAACUGGGACAUGGGCAGCGCCUUCUUCUUCGCUGGCACCGUCAUCACCACCAUCGGGUUCGGUAACACAUCCCCCAAGACAGAGGGGGGGCGUCUCUUCUGCAUCUUCUACGCUCUAGUUGGGAUCCCGCUCUUCGGGAUGCUGCUGGCUGGGGUAGGCGACCACCUGGGCUUCUCGCUGCGCCAGGCCAUCGGCAAGGUGGAGGAUAUCUUCCUGAAAUGGCAGGUGAGUCCCACCAUCGUGCGGGUUCUCUCCGCCCUGCUCUUCAUCCUCAUUGGCUGCAUCCUUUUCGUCACCAUCCCCACCAUUGUGUUCCAGCGAGUGGAGGGCUGGACCCUGCUGGAAUCUGUCUACUUCGUGGUCAUCACGCUGACUACCGUCGGCUUCGGGGACUAUGUGGCAGGUGAUGGUAUGGGGGACAAGCACCCCUGGUACAAGCCCCUGGUCUGGUUCUGGAUCCUGCUGGGCCUGGCCUACUUCGCCUCCAUCCUCACCAUGAUUGGCAACUGGCUGCGGGUGUUGUCCCGUCGCACACGGGCCGAGAUGGGGGGCCUCACCGCGCAGGCUGCCAGCUGGACAGGGAAUGUAACGGCCCAGCUGCGGGUGACGGGCAUGGGGCUGCCCGAGAAGCUUCAGAAAGUGGGGACGCUGAAGGGACACCCACCCUCCCCUAUGCCCCCGGAGCUUCCACCUGCCACGCCUUCUCCACCACCUCCUUUGCCUCGCCCGGAGCUCCCCUCUCCCAGCACCGCCCUGCAGGUGGCGCAGCUCAACGCCCGCAACAUGGCCGCCUCAGCGGGGGGUGGCCUGCGCCCUAUAGACUACAUGGGGGAGAACCUGGCCUUCAUCGAUGAGAGCUCCGACACCCAGAGCGAGGCGCCCAGCGAAGGGGGGCUGCAGGCCAAGCGCCCCCGCCAACUCCGCCGCCUGCGUACCCGCCACACCCACGGCCAGCCCCCCGGCCUGCCCAUGGACCUGCUGAGCCGCACUCGCCACAAGGGCGAGGCAGUCUAG